This is a messenger RNA of Epinephelus fuscoguttatus (brown-marbled grouper), 3088 nucleotides long. It is a transcript of the gene cdnf, whose product is annotated as cerebral dopamine neurotrophic factor. Gene Ontology annotation, cellular component: endoplasmic reticulum. The record is from RefSeq and is a predicted model, not a curated record. The transcript has 4 exons. The coding region runs from base 19 to 534 and encodes 171 amino acids. NCBI's taxonomy places the organism in Eukaryota, Metazoa, Chordata, Actinopteri, Perciformes, Serranidae. Gene Ontology annotation, biological process: neuron projection development; dopaminergic neuron differentiation.
AUAACGGCACACGCUACCAUGUCGGUGUGGUCGCUCGCCUUUCUGCUGUUUAUCAGAGGGUUUACUUUUUCUGCAGGAGGCGACUGUGAAGUGUGUGUGGACUUCCUCAACAGACUGUAUGGCAGUCUGACCUCAGCUCAUAGGGAACUCACCCCCUCUUUGGUGGAGGAGGAGCUGAUCCAGGCCUGCGCUGUCGCCCAGGGGAAGGAAGCGAGGCUGUGUUACUACCUAGGAGCCAGCAGUGAUGCCGCGACCCGCGUCACAGCAUCAGUAUCUCGACCUCUGGCCUCCCACGUCCCUGUUGAGAAGAUCUGCCAGCGCCUCAGCAGCAGAGACACACAGAUCUGUCAGCUCAGAUAUGAGCCUCAGCUGAAGGAUCUGAGCAGUGACGGGCUCAAAAAGCUGAGAGUCUUGGAGCUGAGGAACAUUUUAGCCUCAUGGGGAGAAGAGUGUCGAGGGUGUUUGGAGAAACACGAGUUUGUCAGCCUCAUUCAGGAGAAAGCACCGCUGCACAGUCACAGUAUGGAACUAUGAAUAGUGACUGGUAUUCUCUAAACCCACCCAUCCACACAGCAAAAAAAGUCAAAUUAUUCUUGUAUUCUCAUUUAUCUCACCUUAUUUCAUUCAUGUAAAGUCCACCUCCAGACAUGAACUGAAGGAUCAGUGUGUAGGAUUUAGAGGGAGGCCAGUUGCAGUCUGCAAUCCUUACCACUAGAUGCCACUAAAUUCCCCUAAAUCUUACUCACUGAACCUUUAAAGGCAGAUUUAUACUUGCUCUGUGCAGAGCCUACGCUGUGGCCUACGACAAUGUCAGCAUUUAUACUUGUGUGGUGGUGUGUCUGUGUCACUCCGCAGUUGCACCUCUAAAACACUGGUCUGUGGUGGCAUUUCUGUGAAGUACUGCAAAGUUUAGGUGAUUUGAAACACACCUAAAACACACAUUAAACAUAGCUUAAUAGAGACAGUUUCAAACCUAAACACAAUAAUCAGCUUCACUAUAACUCGCAGCAUUCACAGACAAAACACUUGUUUUUAUUGGACACAUUUUCCCCACAAAUACAACAUGCUAAUGUUUUUAGCACAAGUCUAUGGCAUUUUACAUUGUAAAAAUUUGCCUAGCAAUUAGCGGAGAUUUCUACUACCCAUAUGAAGCCAGGAUGAAUCACACACAGCUUCAUUUCCACUGAGGGAAAUGGUAUUCAGCUUACAAAAAUAGACAGGGGGCGGCAUGGUGGUAUGGUGGUUAGCACUCUCGCCUCACAGCAAAAGGGUUGCCGGUUCGAUCCCGGGCGUGGGAGCCCUUCUGUGCGGAGUUUGCAUGUUCUCCCCGUGUCAGUGUGGGUUCUCUCCGGGCACUCCGGCUUCCUCCCACAGUCCAAAGACAUGCAGAUUGGGGACUAGGUUAAUUGAUAACUCUAAAUUGUCCGUAGGUGUGAAUGUGAGCGUGAAUGGUUGUUUGUCUCUAUGUGUCAGCCCUGCGAUAGUCUGGCGACCUGUCCAGGGUGUACCCUGCCUCUCGCCCAAUGUUAGCUGGGAUAGGCUCCAGCCCCCCCGCGACCCUCAAGAGGAUGAAGCGGUUAGAAGAUGAAUGAAUGAAUGAAAAAUAGACAGGAGGUCUGUGUCUCCCCGAUGUGCAGUUACAUUUCUUGGGAGGAGCACAUCAGGCUAUGGCAUAGGUUACAGCCUUGAUUUGACACAGAAGUAUAAAUCCCACUUUAGUCAUACAUUUUCUAAAUUCCUUUAAAUCCCUUGCAACAUUUUGCUCAUCUCUAAUGUAAAGAUUAGAGCGCAUCCUGGGUAGUGGUAACUUCUGCUUCUGUGAUGCCAGAUGAGUCAUAAAAUCUAUUUCUGUCCUGUGAUAUUUCAAACUGAUUCAAUGACACAAACAAAAUAUUCAGUUCUUGUUUUCAUGAACUCAUUUGUUGCAGCAGUCAACCACCAGAGAGGCUUCUGACUACAGAAUCAAGUGUCAUGAACUUUUCCAAGCAUGUGAAAAUGUUGAAGGUGUAUUGUUGUUGGCUUUACACAGAGACCCUUGCUCUUACAACACACAGUGUAGGUGACAAUGACAAGGAUGAUGUAAGGUCCUGCUCAGGAUGCACAGUAACAAGAUAAUGUAACCAUUAAUAAAAGGCACACUUGAUAAACAGAACAACUGUACUCAUUUGCAUUAGUCAUAAAUUGUGAUUAGUGACAAGCUGUAUGCACUAAUGUUGUUUACCAGAUUGUGUAACCUUUUCCAGGACUGUCAACAUUUCACACAGUUUAAGGCAGGAGUGGUGUGACUAGAAGUCAAAGCUUGCAGGUCUGCUGUGGGUUUGUGGGUUAACCAGACCUCCUGUUUCAGGAUAUGUCACAAAGUUGUAGACAGCAGUAGACAAUACUUAAUGCUGUAAUGAAGCUACAUAUUCUGAAAUGUGAAUGCUUCACACACAUCUUCAACCCAUCACAGAAGAUCUAUCAGCACAGUUUCAAGAUUAUUGUCACAUGAUCAGUGUCUGCCCUUCUGUUCCUGAGGCAUGAUGUUAAAUAAUGGCUAGAACACAUUAUGCUGUCACAGUGAAGUUGUACUUUUGACCUUUCAGACAUAAACUGUGACCUCUUUAUCAUUUUAUCCUAUUAGACAUGUGUGAAUUUUGUCACAACUGGUGUAUGAAUUCUUGAGUUAUGGCUUUGUGAGGUCACAGUGACCUUUAAUCACCAAAAUCUAAUCAGUUUAUUUUUGAGUCCCCGUGGAUGUUUGUGCCAAAAGACCCACAAGGCAUACCUGAGAUACUGUUAUCAUGAGAAUGGGAAGUAUGGACAACCCAAAAACAUUCUCGCGCCGGCCACGGCUGUGAGUUCUAAAAAGUCUCUACCAAUUUACUUAGAAUCAAAAGAGGAACUCAUUGAUAAAAACAUUGUCAAAAACGCCAUAGGGUUUAUUUAACUUCCACAACUGUCAGCAUGUGCUUUGAGAUGCAUUAUAAAAAAUAUACACACAUGUGACCUCAGCGAGAGCAGCAUUUCCACCCUUUGUUCUGUUUUUAUGGCAUUGUAAUAAAAUCGAAGUAAUGAAAAUGAAACGAGAAAUCUUCAAUUGAAAGUA